Drosophila simulans is the source of this 2145-nucleotide messenger RNA. RefSeq names its product caspase Dronc (gene Dronc). Gene Ontology annotation, biological process: proteolysis. Gene Ontology annotation, molecular function: cysteine-type endopeptidase activity. The coding region runs from base 417 to 1766 and encodes 449 amino acids. NCBI's taxonomy places the organism in Eukaryota, Metazoa, Arthropoda, Insecta, Diptera, Drosophilidae. The transcript is spliced from 2 exons. The record is from RefSeq and is a predicted model, not a curated record.
UAAUGGCGCACCCACAAGCAGCCACACCAAUCCCAAAGUUCCAAUUUAUUAGUUUAGUGGCUAGUUUGGCGGCGCGAAAAGCUCGAAGGUCCUUUUGUUUCGAAAGAAAUCUUAUUCGAAGAUCCUCGAUCCUUGCGAGGAUCGUCUAGUGCAAUAUAUAGACUAGUUAAUUUACUUUUGGAAAAAUAAGGACUCCAGCAGGGCCGCCGAUUUGUGCCCCUUUCUUGAAAGUCGCAGAACAAAAACAACGACGACAACAACAAAGCGGAGACAAAGAAUCGACAACUAGCGAGAAACGGAAAACCUUGUAGGUGACUCACUGCCAAUAUCACUGCCAAUUGGAGACUGAUCACGGCAUCCAUCCUUGGCGCUCCCAAUAAGCGGAGUCAUCGGAACGCGUGGAAACCAUAUCCGGAAUGCAGCCGCCGGAGCGCGAGAUUGGAAUGCCGAAGAGGCAUCGCGAGCAUAUACGCAAGAAUCUGGAUACGCUGGUUGAGUGGACGAACUACGAGCGUCUGGCAAUGGAAUGCGUGCGCCAGGGCAUCCUAUCCGAUCAGAUGCUCAGAAAUACGGAGGAUCUCAAUGGCAAGCCAUUCAACAUGGACGAGAAGGAUGUGCGUGCGGAGCAGCAUCGCAGGCUCCUCAUGAAGAUCACCCAGCGUGGUCCCACCGCCUACAACCAGCUGAUCAAUGCACUGCGCAAUAUCAAUUGUCUGGAUGCGGCCGUACUAUUGGAAUCCGUCGAUGAGUCCGAUUCAAGGCCACCCUUUAUCUCGCUAAACGAACGGAGAACCAGCCGGAAGUCGGCCGAUAUUGUAGACACGCCUACAGCAGAAGCCUGCGAAGGACCCUGCGUUAGCAAGCCGCGGAACGAUACGCUUUGUUCACUGACCCCUUAUGUGGGCAGCGUUGACGGUGACCAACGCAAGGUAAAAAAAUCGAAGAAGAUACACUAUGCCCCCAGUGCCAUAGUGGGCACAUAUGAGAUGCAAUCGCGUUGGAACCGCGGCGUUUUGCUAAUGGUUAACAUAAUGGACUUUCCGGAUCCAGACCUCCAACGGUUGGGAGCCAAAGAGGACAGCAACUCGUUGAUUCACUUGUUUCGCGAACUGGAUUUUACGAUUUUCGCCUAUGGGAACGUGAACCAGCAUCAGUUUUUUGAACUUCUCACAACGUUGACCUCCUCGUCGUAUGUGCAGAAGACCGAGUGUUUCGUGAUGGUACUGAUGACACACGGCAAUCGUGUGAAGGGGAUAGAUAAGGUGGCGUUUUGCGAUGGAUCUGUGGUCGAUAUGCAGAAGAUCAAGGACCACUUCCAGGCGAACAAAUGUCCUUUUUUGGUGAACAAGCCGAAGGUGCUUAUAUUUCCCUUUUGCCGCGGCGAUGAAUAUGAUUUGGGCCACCCAAAGAGUCUCAUGGAGCCAGUGUAUACGUCGCAACAGAAGGAGUUGCCUGACACCCAGACGGAGAGCAUAUCCAGCCCGAGAACCAAUGUGCCAACUCUUGCCGACACUCUUGUCUGCUAUGCCAAUACGCCGGGCUAUGUUACCCACCGCGAAACCGACACGGGCAGCUGGUACAUCCAGAAAUUUUGCCAAGUGAUGGCCGAUCAUGCCCACGACACAGACCUCGAGGAUAUCCUAAAGAUGACGCACGCUUCCGUGGGUGACAAACGCAGCAAGAAGGGUUCCAUGCAGACAGGUGCCUAUGAUAAUCUUGGCUUCAACAAGAAACUCUACUUCAAUCCCGGGUUUUACGUCGAUUAGUCGCCGCCAGUGGUCAUUUCAUCAUUCCGGAUGCAUUUUUAAACGCAUUUAUGUUCUUAUCGUCGCAUUUAUGUAUGUCCCUUAGAUUAUGUGUAUUGUGCUCGCGUGCUAUUAAUUUUUAUAUUGUAACAAAUACUCCUCCAAGUAUUCAUCGAAUACGUAUUGCGUACCUCAUUUGGAUGUAUGAAAUUAUGUAAUUUAUGUGAUAACUGCCAGAAAUCUACAAAUAUUACAAUUCCAGUAUAUACACAGCCAGAUUUUUGAAAUCGAACAAUUAGGCAAUAUGUAAAGCAAUUUUCCAGUCUGAUUUUUGAGUGUGUACACUUACGAAAUAAACGAUGAUAUUUCUCGACAAACCGAAGUUUGUAUAUAAUAAAAA